Alternaria novae-zelandiae is the source of this 369-nucleotide messenger RNA. RefSeq lists its product as uncharacterized. Bases 1 to 369 code for a protein of 122 amino acids. The record is from RefSeq and is a predicted model, not a curated record. The transcript has a single exon. Lineage: Eukaryota; Fungi; Ascomycota; Dothideomycetes; Pleosporales; Pleosporaceae.
AUGGCCCCUUCAGACCCCACCACAGGCGCUGGCGUCCUCCUCGCCUUUCUCAAACCCACCUCAACCGGAGGUAACGAAGCACAACCGGACGACAAGCUCGCCCUUUUGUCCACCGCCAUAGCAGGCAAUGUUCUCGGCAUCAAAACGGCAACGCAGUACAAAGCCGCAAAUACCGCAUACGAUAAACAGCAUCUCUUCGUCUGCGAAACAGAAGACCUGGCACGUGUGAAUGUGAAGCAGAUGUUGAAGUUUCUUAACGGCGAGAACGUGGGUGGAGAGUGGGAUGUCAGGGCGUAUUCUGAAGUCCAGAUCUUUGGUCCGGAGAAGAGUGGUGGUAUGUCUGCACGCCACAUCUCAUAUCUCAAGUAG